This is a messenger RNA of Aspergillus oryzae RIB40, 1710 nucleotides long. RefSeq lists its product as uncharacterized. The transcript has a single exon. Gene Ontology annotation, cellular component: intracellular anatomical structure. Gene Ontology annotation, molecular function: protein binding. Lineage: Eukaryota; Fungi; Ascomycota; Eurotiomycetes; Eurotiales; Aspergillaceae. The record is from RefSeq and is a predicted model, not a curated record. Bases 1 to 1710 code for a protein of 569 amino acids.
AUGGACUCAUCCCAGAUCGCUCGUUCAGAAGAGUACUAUGAAUUGGGUACACAUUCUCGACAGAUAACAACUGUGUCACCGGAUGCCCAACUAUGGUUCAACCGAGGGCUUCAAUGGUCUUACGCCUUCAAUCACGAAGAAGCAGUACGUUGCUUUGAAAAAGCAACAGUAUACGCCCCGAGUUGUGCAAUGGCCUGGUGGGGAAUAGCGUACGCAUUAGGCCCUAAUUAUAACAAAGCCUGGUCUCGAUUUGAUCGGUUGGACCUGGAACAAACCAUACCCAAAGCAAAAGCAGCGCUAUCUCGAGCUAUACAGCUGGCCAGAAAGGCUGACCCCGUAGAGCGCGCCUUGUGCGAUGCUCUUUCAGCACGGUUUCCAUCGCUUGAGAUUCCGAGUGACUUGACACCGUUAGACCACGCCUACGCCAACGCAAUGCGAUCGGUAUAUGAGUCAAACAGAGACGACCUCGAUGUCGUAGCUUUAUUUGCCGAAGCACUAGUCUGCACUAGAGCCCGAGACCUGUGGGAUCUGGAUACAGGGAAACCCACCAGCAACUGCACAACUGAAGCUCGCGCCGUCCUGGAAUCUGCUAUGGCCAAGGACAGUGGCAAAACCCAUCCUGCUUUCUGCCAUAUGUAUAUCCACUUGAUGGAGAUGUCCCCGUUCCCCGAGCUGGCAUUAUCCGCCGCGGACACUCUGCGCCACCUCGUCCCCGAUGGCUCCCACCUGAUGCAUAUGGCAACUCACAUCGAUAUCGCCUGUGGUGAUUACUGCCGUGCAAUGCAUUCAAAUCACGAUGCUAUGUUGGCGGAUAAUCGAUACUUCUCCAAUAAUGAGUCAAGCUCCGUCUUCUAUAUAAUGUAUCGAGCACACAACGUUUAUGCCAAAUUAUAUGCAGCCAUUAUGCUUGGGUAUCAAGCCGAGGCUUUGUCGGCUGCUAAGCAUCUUUGGGAAAUCCUUACUCCCGAGGUUCUAUCUGUGUCAUCUCCUCCUAUGGCUGACUGGGCAGAGAGCUACCUCGGGGCUUUGGCACAUGUCCUGGUGCGAUUCGGCCGGUGGGACGAUAUCCUGCAGUUGGAGCUCCCAUCAGACCGUGAGCUUUUCUGUUCCACUAUCGCUAUGCUUCUCUAUGCCCGUGGAAUUGCAUUAGGCGUUCUGGACCGUAUUGACGAAGCUGAGACAGCCCUAGCCCAAUUUGAAGUUGCGCGGGCUGCAGUACCGGCAACCCGUCUCAAUAGCCUGCCUAGCAAGGAAGUUGAUGUCCUACGUAUCGCGUCAGCCAUGUUAAAGGGGGAGCUGGAAUAUCGCAAAGGAAAUUAUGACCUAGCAUUUUCUAACUUAAGAAAAGCUGUGCAACUGGAAGACUCGUUGCCUUAUACUGAUACACCUCCCUGGAUGCAGCCGGUACGCCACGCCCUUGGUGCUCUGUUGCUGGAGCAAAAUAAUAUUGCAGAAGCAGAGGUCGUUUAUAGAGAGGAUCUUGGUUUUUCUGAUACGUUGCCACGCCGGCGUGCGCGGCUCAACAAUGUUUGGGGCUUACAUGGGCUUUACGAAUGCUUUGUACGCUCUGGGAAGACUUCGGAAGCUUUGCUCAUCCGUACCCAGCGCGAUGCUGCCCUACUCAAGGCGGAUGUUCCUAUCACUGCUUCGUGCUAUUGUCGAUUGUCUACAAGAUCCGAUGAGGAUUCAUGUUGCCGUAUUUCUGGCUAG